AUGACAUUUCAGGCUGUUGAGAAAGUUCUUCUAAAAGUGUCACCCAUCAAAGGGGUGAUGAGAUUUAGCAAGAAGGACAAGAUUUGUCCUCGCUACAUUGGGCCAUUUGAGAUUCUUGACUGUGUAGGGCCAGUGGCUUAUAGGUUGGCUUUGCCGCCUAGCCUAUAUGGGGUCCAUCUAAUGCUUCAUCUUUCCAUGUUGAAAAAGUAUCAUGGUGACGGAGAUUACAUCAUUAAGUGGAACUCAAUUUUGUUGGCCAAGGACCUUCAAUAUGAGGAAGAACCAAUUGGAAUUCUUGAUUGCGAUGUCCAGAAGCUGAGGACCAAGGAGAUGAAGAGCUUGGAACUCAAAUUCCAAGCUUUUAUCUCGGUGCAAGCCGUCGGAGCUGCUGUGGUGGGAUAG
Molecule: messenger RNA, 402 nt
Organism: Solanum stenotomum
Lineage: Eukaryota; Viridiplantae; Streptophyta; Magnoliopsida; Solanales; Solanaceae
Exons: 2
Coding region: 1-402 (133 amino acids)
Source: RefSeq, a predicted model, not a curated record